Molecule: messenger RNA, 2733 nt
Organism: Hydractinia symbiolongicarpus
Lineage: Eukaryota; Metazoa; Cnidaria; Hydrozoa; Anthoathecata; Hydractiniidae
Exons: 1
Coding region: 1095-1871 (258 amino acids)
Source: RefSeq, a predicted model, not a curated record
UCCUCGUUUGCUCUGCUUUGCAAUAUACUAAUAUGAUUAAAUUUUUACAUUUUUUUUUUAUUAUUAUUUGCAAAUGCCAUGAUUUUUAUUCAGGGGAUCUUGUCGUGAAACUGUUUCCAGGAGCUCUAACAUUUAUUUGGACUCCUUUGUAAAAAAAUAGGAAUGGCCUUGGGUCACAGAGAUUUGAGGUAAUAAGUAUUUUUAUACAAAGUGGCUUUGUCUGUUUUGGCAAGAAAGGAGGGUGUAAGACUCCAUUCUUGACCACUUAUAAUAAAGCUUAGAAGAAUAAGAACGUUCUACGUGGGCGGUGAUUAAAAUAUGGGAUAACAAAAUUUAUAUUGUGAAGCAUUUCUUGUAUGUUUGUAUUCUUAUCCUGAGGAUAACUUGCAUGUCAAGCUUAACUAACCAGAUCAAUAAAGAUCUCUUUAUCUGAUAACUACAAUUAUAAUUACUUCUCAAUACUCGUGCUCACCCUCACCCGCAGACACUAGUAAGGCCAUGGGAGAGCUAUUUAUCGUCUUGUUUGGCCGCUUCUCACACAAAAUGGACUAUUAUCAAUAUCACAAACUUUUAAAUGAGAUUAUUACUUUAUCUUUUAAAUCAUCAUCCUACAAAAGUGAUUGUAUAUUACGUAUCAUUCUAAAAAUUUACCUUAAAAUGUCAUGCCGAAGAGUGAUCGCAUCAUAAACUCUGAUUCUUGUUAACUCGUUGUUGUCAACAGCAUGCGUUGUUAUGUAAAAGCUUUCUCUGGUGACUAUAUUUCCGAACUUUAAUGUAUUUAUCCGCACCGGAUUAGAAAAGAUGAAUUGGUAACAGUCCUGAGAUAACGUUUUAAUACUAAGCGAGUCAACACAACACUUCAUCUAUUAUUAAGCAGAUACAUGAUGAAACAAAGAGGCUAUUAAUUUCUCGUAUCAGUUCGAUAUAAAAAUUGACAAUAUGUAAGCCAUGACAUACCUUCGAACUCUUGUCAAUAGCUCAUUAUUUAACUGAACUGUUAUACUGGAUGUGUGAAGAAGUAUAUUUACGAUCUCACGUAAACCUGUUUAGUUAAAAAAUACACUUCUCAUUGUGUCAUUAGCUGGUGGAUCACAAUGAGUAAUGGUAGACGUAGUCCGUACAGUCCUAUUCAAAGGUUUCGUAGAGCAAGUCAAGACGAAGAUGCGAAGAUAUUUAAAACAUUCAAAGUAAUAUCACAGAAAGUUCCCAAUUUCUACCAGGCACGCAAUUCCGUUUAUCCGAUAAUUAAACCGUGGAAUUGGAUUAAGCGUGCUAGAGACUCACUACAAGCUGAAACCAAAUCUAAUUUAAUAUGUAAACAAAUACAGAACCUGCCCAUAGGAGUGCUGUAUGCUUUGUAUAAUGAAGAGAAGGGAAUACUCCGCUAUGUAUCUUCUCUUGACCUCGCUGUAUGGCAGUUAAAUGAGAAGGAGCUUAUGAAAUACGCCAAGGAAAACUUGAUCAAGAAGGUUGGUUUGAUUGAGAAGAAUGAACCUUUGUUUACCGAGACGCAGACAGGAGUUUUUUAUUGCAAUAAAUUAAACCAUUUGACGUCCUCGUUGUUAGCCGUGCCGGAUGUUUUUCACAUGAUUCCAUUAAAGUCGAACAAUUAUGUCGUGCUUUGCCCACAAUCGGACGUCAUUUAUGUGUCACAUUGUCAAGACCAAAGGGGACUAUGCAUAAUUGGGGAGCUCAGUCUGCGGUCUGCACGCUCCAAUACACUGCUAAGUUCAAAACCCAUCAGAAUAACAAAAAAUGGUUUGAAUCUAUACGAGGCAAGUAUUGUUCGAAACGAGGCUUCAGUACCAUGUAGUGAAGAUCAGUUGAAGACGUGCAAAAAAGCUGUUUUUAAAAAAUCAAGAAAAUUUUAAGCGGGAGUUCUUGGUGUAUAAAAAACUAAUGACAAUUUGUGUUCAAAAUAUAAGGAUAGCUGAGAGAUUUUGGAUUUGUAAAUAAGGUAAUCAAUAAAGUAAUUAAUAAACUAAUAAAUUAACAACAAAGCUGUUCUAAACCAUUUCUAAGAAUAAGAUUUUCAAGCAACCUUGUCUCCAGGGACUCUUGAUUUUAGUUGCUGACAUUUAGCAAAUAACUUUGUUUGAUUUCCAAUCAGGUAACGAGGCGUUGUUUGCUUUGACGUUUAAAAAUGAAAGUGAUGUGCAAAUUCGUCCCCAGGCUUGUUUAACAAAACCUAAAGCCAUAUAGAAAAUCUAACAAUUCUCGGGAACGAGGUUGAGAUAAGUUUAAUACUUGCUAACAUAUUUAGAAACUUUUAGCCAGCUUUCUAAUUACGGAGACUGUUGGCAAUGAACUCUAUAAUAAUUUUUUUGAUAAACAAAGUUUAUAUACAAUAUAUAAAGGAUGGGUAAUAAAAAUUUGUCUUUAAUUUUCUUUACACUGGGAAUGAAUUUGCUUUUCUUCUGCAUGAUUAGAAAAAAAUCGGGUAAUCGAGGCUAGUAUGAAUGCAAUGCAAAAAAAAUGUCAACAUGAUUUAAUAGAGGGUACUUAUAGAGUUGCGAAGUAACUUAAAUUUGUUUUCAAAAUUUAGAGAAAAAGAUGACUCUUCGAAAAAAAUAUCCGGAAAGCUUAAAAUUGUCUAAUUUUUGCGCGUACAGUAAAACCCUCUUAUGCGGACAUUCUUUAUAGAGUACACCACUCCACAACACGGACACUCUUCUCAGGAAUGGAUGGAAUGACAAUCAAACUGUCAUAACAAAACGUCUAUGUAGCGGGAAA